GCAGGUCAGGUGCCAUGCCGCACACAGAGCAAGACACGCUUGAAGAGAGUCCUUGCUUUUCAUAAAGUGACUUUCAUUCACUAACAUAAUGUUCCUGAACUGAAGAGACUUGGGUUCAUUUCCACAACUGUGGAAAAUGUUAACCAGCGAAAGAACCCAUUUUCCGUCAGGAAGAAUUUCACAAAGCAGGUCUGAAGGAAAUCUGAUUGACAUGGAAGCUCGAAAAAACUCAAAAAUUUGUAAUAUCACAGAAUGUCCAGACCCAGGUUUGCUUCUCAACUGGCCAGAUGCUUUCACAAGUCGUGGCAAUAACACCUCCAAAGCUACAAAUCCAUUUUGGAAUGAGCUGUCUGCUUCUAAUCCAUUUUUGGAUGACAUAACUCAGCUAAGAAAUAACCGGAAGAGAGAUAAUAUUUCCAUCUUGAAGGAAGAUCCUUUUCUUUUUUUUAGAGAAAUAGAAACUGGAAAUUCUUUUGAGUCCUCUGGUGAUGAGCUUGAUGUACAACAAUUGCUUAGGCAGUCUUCCUCAAGGAAAUCAGGGAGAUCUAAAAGUGUUUCAGAACUUUUGGACAUUUUAGAUGAUACAGCACGUGCCCCUCAGGAAAUAGAUAACGCUGACCAGGUCCUAGAACAAGACUUAGAAUGGCUUCAGAAUGAUCGAGAGGCUUAUAAAAUGGCUUGGCUAAGUCAACGCCAGCUGGCUCGUUCCUGCCUGGAUUUGAAUACAAUUAAUCAGAGUCCUGGAUGGGCCCAAACGCAAGUUGCAGAGACCACGAUAGUUUGUAAAUUAAACCAUGAAGGAGGGUCAAUACAAUUACCUGAAUCAGAUAUUACUGUUCACGUGCCCCAAGGUCAUGUCGCUGUGGGAGAAUUCCAAGAGGUAUCCCUCAGGGUUUUCCUUGAUCCUCCACAAAUGCUUAACCAUGGUCUUUCAUGCACAGUAAGCCCACUGUUGGAAAUCACGUUAGGCAACCUUAACACAAUGGAAGCCAUUUUGCUGGAGAUGAAAAUCGGGGCUGAAGUGAGAAAGGAUCCUUUCAGCCAAGUCAUGACAGAAGUGGUGUGUUUACACAGCCUGAGUAAAGAAGGCCCUUUCAAAGUGUUAAACAAUUGCUACAUUUAUAAAGACACCAUCCAAGUCAAGCUAAUAGACUUGAAUCAGGUGAUGUAUCUAGUGGUUGCUGCACAAGCUAAAGCUACUCAGUCACCAGCUGCCACCGUUUGGGAUUACAUCCACAAAACUACCUCAAUUGGAAUUUAUGGGCCAAAAUAUAUCCAUCCCAGUUUCACUACUGUUUUCACAGUUUGUGGACACAGCUACAUGCCAGGAAAGCUUACAAUCUCUGAUAUUAAGAAGGGGAGAAACACGUCUCCAGUUGUGUUUCAGCUCUGGGGGAAGCAUUCAUUCUUACUUGAUAAGCCACAAGAUUUAAGCAUUUCUGUUUUCUCAUGUGAUCCUGAUUUUGAAGUAAAGGCAGAAGGAGGAAGAAAAGAAAUUAAACAAAAGCAGUUGCAAGCAAGUCAAAUAGUUCAUCAACAGUUUUUAUUUUCUUUAGUUGACUCCAGAGAAAUGCACUUAUUUGUUUUCUGUGUUCAGUUGGAGCCUCCCAAUGGUAGACCAGUUACACAGUUCUUUAUCACUACACCUGAUCCAGCCCCGAACUUAAAAAGACUCUCAAAUCCACCAGAAAAUUUGCAGAAGAAGGAAAUCAAUUCUGCUCCUUCAUUACUGACAGUGCAUGUUAAAUAUCCCACAUUUCAAGACAGAAGAUUGAACUUGACCAACUAUGGGGUAACCUUGAAGGCAGUGCUAAGACAAAGCAAGACUGACUACUUACUUGAAUAUUUCAAGGGGGACACAAUAGCUCUUCUUGGAGAAGGUAAGGUAAGAGCCAUUGGGCAGUCCAAAGUGAAAGACUGGUAUGUGGGAGUCCUGAGAGGUAAAAUUGGACUUGUGCAUUGCAAAAAUAUCAAGGUGAUUGCAAAGGAACGCGUAAUGUCUAUGUCAGAUAGCGUCUUUACAACCAGGAACCUUCUUGAACAAAUUGCCCUGCCCUUUAAAAAACUGACUUAUAUCUAUUCAGUUGUAUUGACCUUGGUGUCAGAAAAAGUUUAUGAUUGGAAAGUUUUAGCUGAUACCCUGGGUUACUCACACCUGGCACUGGAAGAUUUUGAUCAAAUACAAGCAGACAAAGAAUCAGAAAAAGUUUCUUAUGUUUUAAAGAAGUUAAAGGAAGAUUGUCACGCAAACAGGAAUACCAGAAACUUUCUUUAUGAACUUAUUGUGGCUCUGCUAAAGAUGGAUUGCCAAGGGUUAGUAGCACAUAUCAUCCAAGAGGCUGCGAUUCUGACUUCAGCUGUCAAGCUUGGUAAAGGCUGGAGGGAACUAGCUGAAAAGUUAGUACGACUCACAAAGCAACAAAUGGAGGCAUAUGAAAUUCCUCACCGAGGAAAAGCUGGAGAUCUUGCUGUUGAGAUGAUGUGGAAACCUGCCUAUGAUUUUCUCUAUACUUGGGGUGCUCACUAUGGAAACAGUUACAGAGAUGUGCUACAAGAUCUUCAAUCAGCUUUGGAUAAAAUGAAAAACCCUGUGACCAAACAAUGGCGAGAGUUAACGGGUGCUUUAAUACUAGUAAAUUCGUUAGAUGUUUUGCGAGCAACGGCCUUUUCCACUUCUGAGGAAGUCUAGAAAUGAAGGGUAUGUUUGGGGGGAGCAAGAAUGAUAGGGGGGAAGUGGUGUGUGUACGUCAAAGAGAAAAGCUCAGAAAGUAUUGCCUAUUUUUUUCAUGUUUGGAAAAGUAUUUUCCAUGUGAAAGCACAGCAGAACACAAAAAUCCAAGGAUAGAUUUUAUAAUCAAACAUAUAUUUUUUGUAUAUGUUUUAAAUGCAAACAUUAGACUGCUUUGUUGUUGAGAAAGGAAAGGAAAACCCUCUCUCCCUUACAUAGUAGUUACUUUUAAUUUAUUUAAGUUAAAACAAAUGGCCACUAACAUAAUUACAGCACUCAGAUACCAGAUAAACUACUGUUUAUCUGAUUCUCAGUUUAUCUGGUUCUCAAUGUGAACACUGGAGUUUGACCAGGAGACAGGUAGGGAGAGAAGAGAAGCAAACACAUAUUUUAUGGAUCAGCAAAGGGCUAUAGACUUCCGAUACCUGCUCUCUUCUUUCUCAGUGGGGUUUGCUAGCAUUAUUCCCAUUUUUCUUGUGAAGAAACUAAGAACUGGAGAAGAUGCUCGGGGCUAUAUAGCUAAUGGGAACUAGGUUUUCCUUUCUGCAAAACCUGGUUCUAUUGUUGUAAAACAACCAGAGUACAUAGCAAAAUAGUAAAAAAAUAAAAAUUGCAUAUUUAAUCUUGUGGGGAAAUGGUAGCUAUUUCCUUGUAAUUGAAGCUCACUGCUCUUUUCCACCAUCUUUUGAAAGAUGUCAAAAGGAAAACAUGACGUAUCAUCAGAAAUCUGUUGCCUGAGAACAUGGUCCGGAGUUUUCACCACCACCCUUCAGCGUCUUGCGACUUAGGUGAUCCUGGACUGUUCUUCACAAUCAUAGUGCAGAGUAGUUUUUUAACUCUCAGGGAGUUUGAAUAAGAAGGCUCGUUUUAUUUUUUGUUUUGUUUUUUUAAAGUUUGAUUUAUCACUGUUGAAUGAAGUAAUCUUAACCACAAAACAGUGAUGUAUGCAUGCUCAUGCAAACACUCUGUGUGUGUGUGUGUGUGUGUUUACCAGAGUGUUUUAUAAAGCUUUUGGAAGACAAAAACUAUAUGGGAAUUUGGGCCAGUAUAAAGGAUAACGGCUGGCAGAGUUCACAAAGAGAUGGUCCGCGCUUACUCAUGUGUUCAGUCCUCUGGCCUCCUGUCUUUUGGACAGUCAUUCAUUUAUUGUCAUUCAGUCAAUAGAUGGAGUGCGUGUUCCUGCUCUGUGCAAGGCACAUAGAUGCUUGAGGUUAAUAAUGGAAAAAAAAAAACCAGCGUGAUCCCUGACUUCAUAUUACUAAGUGAUAGAUAGAGACAAUAAUAAAAAAUUAAACAGGUAAAUGUAAAAUGGCAUCUGUAAUAACAGCUGCAGAGGAGAGGCUGGGAUGCCAAGAGAUACAGAUAUGGGGGCCCAUGAUCAGAAUCGGGGAUCGAAUACGUUUUCCCUGGGAAAGAAAUGAUGAGUCUAAAGGAAGAUUAGGCACUACUUCCAUUUUGGGGAAGGUGAAGAUACCAUUCCACAACCUAUUGAAGCUCUCAGGCAGGAGGGGAUCGAAGGUGUCUCAGAGAACGGAGUGAAGGUCCCCAAAAGGUGAAGGAAUGAAAGAAGAACAGACACACCCUGAAAGGUAAUGUGGACAAGCUGAAGAAGAAUUUUGUUUAGGGAUCCUGAAUAAAACAUGUCCAUUUGGCAAAAACGUAAAAGCAGAAUCUCUUCAGAGCUUUUAAUACACCCACCCUAGGGUAUGUGGUAUGCUGGCAAAGGUAACUUGAAUUAGGGUUUAAGAACAAACUUUAUGGCUUUCAAUAUUUAUAUUUGAGGAGAAGAGAAUACAGCCUGCCCAAGGAGUUAUGUACACACACUGAGGAUGGAAUUUAUUAUAGUUGAAAGUAAAUUCAGGGAGAGGAAACAAAAACAAUUUGUAAGUUCAGGACACAAUCAUUUUAGUGGUAAUUUUGCUUUCUUUAGAACAUUCUUGGAAUCUUAUUAACUUGUCCACAAAACAGAGAAUUUCGGGAAGAGAUAGUAAGGAAUUAAUUAAUAACUGGGUUUCUCUCAGUUCCAAGAUCUGAGAAGACAGAGAUCGUGUUAGCUGAUUAGGGUAGUAAGAUUAAAUAAAUCACUUCAAGUUUAGAUUGCAUCAUGUGUUGCGAUUGUGGCUGGGAACUUUAAGAAGAGUUUAAAAAAAUGAAAAACAUCUCUGUAAUUUAAGAAUGAAGCAACAGUUUAAAUAUUAAUACACACACAGAUAUUUUAUAAUCAUAAUAAAUCCUUUCAGAGGAAUUUUAAACCCAUGUCCAAACAGUCUAUUCUUAUAAAUGCAUUCUUAUAUUUUAUAAAUCAUUUCUACUUUUCUGAAUUUUAUAUUUUUCUUUCCAUAAUGGGUUUUCAUAAUCAGAAAAGAUUAACUCAGUAAUCAUGAAUUGCCUUUAAUAUUUGGCAGCAAAUCAAGGGAAUUAAUAAGGCACUUAAAUUCCAUCUCUGACAUCAUUAAAAGCAUCAAAAACCAUUAAUCUAAAACUUCUUUAAGCAUUUUGGAAGUAAAAAAGCAUAGACGGUGCUUUGAGUUCCUCAGGCUUUGCCUCUAAUGACGCAUUAGUUCAGUGCUCAGCUUGCAACAUAGUUUUUUCUAUGCGAGCCACAAUUCUCCAAUUCCUUCUGCCAAAGCCUGAACAUGAAGGCCAAUUAAAGAGCUGCAUGCAACCUGUUCACAUCAGUAAUGGAUACAGCACACGUUUAUCUCCUGUCAUGUAGGAAAUACAUACGAAGUUUUAAACUUGGGGAUGACCAGAUCUCUGGAAGGAGUAGAAAGCACUACAUUAAUGGAUGGUGUUGGUCCAACACAUGUCACUGCUAGUAAACAGCUUUGAAUAUGUGAUAUGAAAACACAAUAGAGACAGCACACUUGAAAUUGCACGGUGCUGUAAUUGGAAAUUUCAAAACUUGAAUUUUCUUACGGUGCUCCUGUAAAUGAUAUUCUCUGUAAUCUUUUUUUAAUGCUUACGGAAUAUUUGAGGCAAUACAAAGGAAAAAGAGAAUAAUGCAACCUUGUGUCUCUGGAGGCUUUUCUAAUUAAAAUGGGUCUCUUUUCUUCGCAUACACUCAGAUUCUUCCCCACUCUUCUAUGUGAAGUUUCCUCCCUGGUGCUGCGGUAGAGCUUACUGAGUGAAGUCCCAAAGGUCAGAGGUUGCCGCUAUGCUAGGUGGGUAAACCCAAAGAUUUUCUUCAGAAUAAAAUAACCACCUGGAGGGCUUAUUGGAACACAGACUGCUGGGCCCCAACUCCAGAAUUUCUGAUUCAGCAGGUGUGGCGUGGUGCCUAAGAACUUGCUUUUCUGAUAAAUUCCCAGGUGAUGCAGAGGCUGUUGGUCCAGGGACCCCAUUUUGAGAACCAAUGAAUUAUUUUCCUUUAUUUCUAGGGAAAUAAGAGAAUCUUUGUUAAACCAGAAAAACUCACUUUUAUAUAAACAGAUUUUUAUGUCAUUCCAUCAGAGAAAUUGUUUUUAAAUUGUGAAAAACCCAGAAAUCACUUUAUAAAAUAGCUGCAUUUAUUUAUAUAACGUGAACUUUUUUCAAACAUGCAUUAAU
Molecule: messenger RNA, 6277 nt
Organism: Rhinolophus ferrumequinum (greater horseshoe bat)
Lineage: Eukaryota; Metazoa; Chordata; Mammalia; Chiroptera; Rhinolophidae
Gene: MACC1
Product: MET transcriptional regulator MACC1
Exons: 5
Coding region: 137-2689 (850 amino acids)
Cellular component (GO): cytoplasm
Molecular function (GO): protein binding
Source: RefSeq, a predicted model, not a curated record